CUUGAGCUCAAGCACUCAGCUGCCCAGAGGGCCACCGCCUGAAGGCAGAUUUGCAGCAACACACGGACUCUGUGCUGUUGAAGGGGCUGCAAACUGACUGCCACCCUCAGGGCUUUUGGUUUCGCUGUGGGCUGGGAUGGGGGACACCGCCCUCAGUUUUCAGUAUAACUGUGUCUGUACGCAGAGGACCCGGGUUUUUGGAGGACACAGUGUAGAGUUUCUGCUUUUAAAUGUCUGCUUCUUAGCAAUUUUGUUCUCUUUCUUCAUGCUUUUACAUCUCUGACCUCCAGAACACACCACAUGGCUACUAAUUAUAACUUGACGUAUGUUUACAUGUAUCGCAGACCUACAUGUCACAGUACAUAUUCAGUUUUGUAAAUCUAUUUUUCCUAUUCUAAUUGCUUGGUUUUCCUCUCUCAAUAUAUCUUUUGCCCCUUUAUAUAAAAAAAAUUUUAGCCGUGUAACCCACCAGUGCCCCCCUAUGGGCACAUACCCAUGGUGUGGAAACCACUACCUUGUAAUUGAAUGUCUGUGAGCAUUAUUGACAAUAGCCAAGGUGUGGGAGCCUCCCUAGCCUGCAAUGACAGACCAGUGGGUAAAGAGGAUGUGGUAUGUGCUGCCAGCAGAGUAGCGCUCUGCUCUGACAAAACCCGUGCUUUUGCCACGUGUGUGAGCCUGGAAGAUACUGCACUUAGUGAAAUGAGCCAGCCACAGAAAGAAAAUAUAUUGCAUUAUCUCAUUUAUCUGUAAAAUUUCUCAGCUACAUAGAAAUAGAGAACACAGCAUUGACUGCUCAUAGGAGAGAUGAAGAUGUGUUGACCUGCAGAUAAAGUUCAGAUAUGUAGGAUGAGUGAAUCCAGAGAUCUAAUGGCACCAUGAGGACUAUGGGGUCCUGGAGUGAAAAUAUACUGGAUUAUUUCCUGAGAAACAAUCAGAUCACGACAGAAGAUGGUGCUGAGAUCAUCUGGUACCAUGCAGCCAACCACAAGUCCCAGAUGCAGGAGGCGUUGAAGAGUGCUGCCCACAUGAUAGAGGCUGAUGUCCUUCUUCCUAGUGAUGGAUCAGAGCAUGGCCAGCCAAUCAUGGCCCAUCCUCCUGAGACAAACAGUGAUAACACUCUGCAGGAGUGGCUGGCUGAGGUCGUGAAGAGCAACAAGGGCAUCAAGUUGGAUUUCAAGAGUCUGGCAGCUGCCAGAGCAUCCAUGCCGCUCCUGGACAUCGUGAAGCAGCGCCUGCAGUGUUCUGUGUGGAUGAAUGCGGACAUUCUUCCUGGGCCAAACGGAAGCAGCAAAGUGGUGGAUGCCAAUGCCUUUCUAGACACGGUGACAUCCUUCUUCCCAGAUGUGACGUUUUCCCUGGGUUGGACAACGGGAUGGCAUCCGGAGAAAGUCAAUGAAGGCUACAGUUGGACAAUGGUGAAAGAGAUGGACCACGUAUGCAGUGGACUAACCCAGCCUGUCACGUUUCCUGUCAGGGCAGCUUUGGUCAGGCAGUCCUGUUCCCAGUUACUCUGGCUGUUGAAGAGAUCCAACAGGUACAGCCUGACUGUUUGGACUGGAAAGAAUGACAGUUAUCCCACUGAAGAUUUACUUUACAUUCGAGACUACUUUAAUAAAACCCAAGUUUUCUAUGAUAUUUUGGAACCACAAAGCCAUGAAUUUAGACAAGCCAUUGGGAUCUGAGUCACUCUAGGAAUACAAGAAGACACUUUCUAGUUAUUUUCUCUCUCGGCUUCAUCAUCUUCCUCUGCUUUGUCUGAAUUCAUUGCUGUAUUAAUGUGAUUAUUGGUUUGUACUAAGUUAUCCAAUCAAGAAUGCUUGUUGUAUACUUACUCUUCCUUUACAAUGUCUUCAUGGCUGCACACAUCUGAAAGACUUUACCAACUGCAAUGAAGUUGUAUAAAAUUAUAGUGAAAAGGUUCAAGCUGGGUGUGGUAGCACAUGCUUGUAACCCUAGGGCUUGGGGGACUGAGGCAGGAAGAUCAAGAUGUCAAGGCCAGCCUGGGCUACAUUGUGAUUCCCUAUCUCAAAAACAAUUUUUUGUAACUUCUCUAUAAUAAUCAGAUGUUAAUUUUGUAAAAAUUGAAUUAAUAAAUUAACUCCUUUUUGAUGAAA
Mesocricetus auratus (golden hamster) is the source of this 2114-nucleotide messenger RNA. It is a transcript of the gene Fam151b, whose product is annotated as family with sequence similarity 151 member B. The record is from RefSeq and is a predicted model, not a curated record. NCBI's taxonomy places the organism in Eukaryota, Metazoa, Chordata, Mammalia, Rodentia, Cricetidae. The coding region runs from base 876 to 1682 and encodes 268 amino acids. The transcript is spliced from 6 exons.